Messenger RNA from [Torrubiella] hemipterigena, 2582 nucleotides. The record is from the annotation of a GenBank genome assembly. Lineage: Eukaryota; Fungi; Ascomycota; Sordariomycetes; Hypocreales; Clavicipitaceae.
CCGCCGCACAUCAUUACGUCCUCCUCCCUCCAUAGGUACCGGCACCGCCGCACACGUCCCCACCAACGGUCAGGUACCUCACUGCGCAGAGGUACCUUGGAUGCAACGCCAAGACUCGCCAAGACUUUCCGCUCGCCCACUCAGACCACCACUGCCCGAAGAGUCAAAAGAACACCCAUCGCCUGUUCGCUUCGUUUCUUCCCUUCUUGUUUUUCUCCUUUGCAAUCUACAAAUCAUCUUGAAAUCUACAAAAUCAGAGAGAUCUCCUCUUCUCUUUUUUUGUUCAACAUUUUCAGUCCUAUCCAUCUCGCUACCGCAACGAAAAAAAACUUGCCUUGCCUGUUCCGAACUAGCGCCAUUACGCCCCCGACGCUUCCGCAUUGGUACAUCUAGGUUCAAGCUCUUCGCCAAUCACUUAUACCGCCUGCAUUGCGCUUCCAACCCGCGCAACAGCCUUCUUUUUUCACAUCAACAGUCAAAAUGUCUGCACAUCUCGCAGAUACGGUGUCGCCGCCCACCAGCGUCGACUCCAAGUCCGCCUCUCCUCCUUCUAGCGGCGAGACCGACAACCUCACCUGCCGCUGGAACGCCUGCGGUCAGAAGUUUCCUUCUCCCGAGAUUCUCUACGAUCACAUUUGCGAGCGCCAUGUCGGCCGCAAGAGCACCAACAACUUGAGCCUCACUUGCCAAUGGAACCAGUGCCGCACCACCACCGUCAAGCGUGACCACAUCACCUCGCACAUCCGUGUCCAUGUUCCUCUCAAGCCUCACAAGUGCGAGUUCUGCGGAAAGUCCUUCAAGCGCCCCCAGGAUCUCAAGAAGCACGUCAAGACCCACGCCGACGACUCUGUCCUUGCUCGCGGCCAUGACCAGAACAUGAACUACAGAACUCAGCCCAAGGCGCCCAGCUACUACGAUCACAACCAGAUGAGAACCGGCCAUGCCUUCCCCCAGCCUCACCCUCACAACGGCUACUAUGGCCACGCACCCCAGGCCUCUACCAACUACGGUCUCUACUUCAACCAGCCUACUAUGCACGCCCCCCGCGCUGAGCACAUUGGCUACUCCGCCCCGGCUCCCGGCUACACCUACGACAACAAGCGCACCUUUGACAUGGUCGACGACUUCUUUGGCAGUGCUAAGCGCCGCCGCAUCGACCCGUCCUCGUACGCUGACAUUGGCCGCUCUCUGCUGCCCCUCCACGGCGCCAUGGCUGUCCCCAGCGGCCCUCUCGGCGGCACCGAGCAGUACAUGCCUCAGCCUGCGCACUCCUCCGUCGCUGUCGGUAGCGUCCCUGCGCUCUCUCAGAACCCUCUGGCCCAGCAGUACUAUCUGCCCAUGCCCAGCGCACGCACUCAGAAGGACCUGAUCCAGAUCGACAACCUUCUCGGCCAGAUGCAGGACACCAUCUACGACAACGCCAGCCACGCUACUGCCGGCGUCCACAUCCACUCUGGUGGUGACUCCAACUACGCCGCCGCUCACGGCUUCCGCCAGACUCCCUCGCCGGCUGCCCUGCACCGCGGCUCUCCCGGCACCAUCCCCGAGGCCUACGCCGUCUCCGCCGCCAACAUGGCCUCGCCUCUGACUGCCAUCUCCUCCACCGGCACCCCCGCCGUCACUCCUCCCUCCAGCUCCAUGUCCUACACCUCGGGCCACUCUCCUAGCCCCUCUGCCUCUGGCCUCUCCUCCUCCGGCCUCUCUCCUCAGCCUCGCCACUCCACUGCCGCCUCUGUCAUGUACCCGAGCCUGCCUACCAGCCUUCCCGCUGUUAGCCAGGGCUUCGGCCAGUCCACCACUGCCACUCUUGGCCCUACCUUUGACGCCAACGAGCGCCGCCGCUACUCUGGCGGUAUGCUCCAGCGUGCUCGCGGUACUCCUCCCCGAUCCGUCACUGAGGAAGCUGCUUCCGCAAGCACCACCCCCAAGGAUGCUGGUUCGCCCUCUUCUGACUCUUCCGAUGUCAGCGAGGCCACUCGCGAGCGUGAGGAGCAGUACGACCGCUGGCUCGAGAACAUGCGCGUCAUCGAGGGUCUCCGUGAGUACGUCCGUCGCCGUCUUGAGCGCCGCGACUUUGUCGAGGAGGGCGCUGCCUCUCCCGACGCCAUGGACAUUGACGUCAAGAACCCCAAGCUGCCUGUCAAGGAGGGUGGCAACUCUCUCUACCCCAUUCUCCCUGUCCCUCGCUCGUAGAGCAGAAGACAUAGCGUGGACACAUCUUCUACUGGUUAUCUUGGGUGGCGUUUUUACUCUGAUGGUGCAUGGCGUUUUAUCAGGUCCAGUCCCGGGGCGUAUGGCGGGCAAAAAUGAAAAGCCCAAUUUCUCUUCUUUCUUUUCCCUUCUUACGCCAACCCGGUAUAUUAUGGCAGCUGUCUUUAUGGGAUUUUGUGUGGAUUUUCUUCGCUUCAAACUUGUGCGAACUCUUUUGUCAUGUCACCUUCCGCUCUGGCGAGCUGUUUUCACUUUUAUCUGUUAGAUUUUGAUAUAGGAUUUUUACUGGCAUUUGCACACAGUAUAACAUACUAUAUACGAGCAAGUUGAGCCGCUCUACUUAUGAAUCAAACCCUACUUCUCAUACAAAC